GCGCAUUAUAGGGGCGGAACAGAGGGCGAACGCACUUUCUCUUGUAGUCUGACUCGGUGAAAGUAUUUCUUACGCAUUUAUACAUUCAGAGUACCGAAAUAUCUGUUACUCUAUCAGAACCACACCUACAGGAUGAUAAGAUUGACCUUUUCAAAGAAUCGUGACGACUGCAAAUUAUUCGAUGUAAAUUAUAACGUGUUUAUUCGACACAUCUUGUGUCACUUAUAGCGGUAGCCUAAAGCAGAUUACAAAAUCGUAACGUAACAAUUAAUUGUUAAGAAAAUUGCGAUUACACGAGAUUUGUUAUGCUUUCGUUUCGGUUUUACCUCGUUUAACUUUGGCGUUAAAUUGAAUCUUUGGAAUCGAUCAGCGAUACGAAAAUAUCGAUAAGAUGAAAUUAUGCGAAAAGUAUGCAAAGUGUAAAUGAACUGCACGCUUCGUUUAACAAUGAGAAAAGAGAGGUCGAUAAACCUGUAAUUUGAGGAAAGAAGAAAUGGAAAGAAAGUGAAUGACGAAUGUUGAAACAGUCUUGUCGAUCGUUCCCCGAUUUCCGUUUGGUUAAAACAAUGACCUUCAAUAUGAGUCUCUGGAAAGAAAGUCCGGACGAUCCGUUUCCAUACGAUUUUCAUAAAUUACAUGCUAGGCAGCGCGUUGAAUUCGAGGAUUCACACCGUUGGCGAGUCGAAGAAUUGAAAAAGGAAAAAGAUGGAAAGUUUUUAAUUACAAGUGAUCAUGACUUAUGACUCCAUUGUCCCCGUGUUUUGAUACAGGUCUCGCGGUAAAAACUGGUUUCAUUCAUGAUUUGUUAAUUUUACGAGAGAAGUUGCAGCCUACUUUCGACGAUACAAUGGCACACUUCGAAACUCGCGAUUUAGGUGAAAAGCAAUUAAACGUGCGUUUAUGUGCAGUGCGGUUAUAAAAGAAACGUGAACCUGAACUAGAAGAAUAGAAAGGACGAGUCGAAUAAGGAAUCUGCAGGUGCUGAACGAAGGAAUAAAAAUUGGUCGUUGCACGUCGGAAUUGAAGUCACGUUCGACGAAUGCGAAUAAAGCUGUGAUGUAAAAUUGUCGACCUACUACCGAAAGGAAAUUUUCGUGUGACGCGUGGUAGAAAGCCAUUUCACUCGUUCCCAUUGAUGAUGGACCAAAGUUUUUGGAGAACACGUUCAGCUAUUCAUACGAGAGAUUGUCUCCCACUACCCCAAAACGAAACGAGAUAUUACAUGGUGGAGGUAACUUUCAGCGAGACAUGCUAUAUAAGAGAAUGGAGAACCGGCCGGCCAAGAUAAAGCUUGAGUGUUGUCAAUUCGUUCGUCGUGCUGUUACUCCUCUACCUUCGUCGUUGACAGAAUGCAUUGGUUGUGUCUGGCAGCGUUAGCUGCAACCGUGGCAGCUCAAGGGUCCUACGAUCUGGACCCAAGAGUGUCAUUCACCGGAAAAUCAUCGAGCUUGGGACCACUGUACUCGUCGGGCCUGGGUGGUCAAGGUUUCCGCGACAACAGCUAUGAAGAUAACAUCGUAACACCUACACCGUCUCCGUCGCCUUACAGGACUCCCAACAGUCAAGCACCGUUGUACCGGAAACCAUCUGGGGCGAUUGAUCAGACGGCGAUUAGGGUGAAUGGACCACCACGGGGAGGCAUUGUUCGAGCGGGACAGAAUCCUCGGGCCGAGGUUGAGGAACUGGAGGAAAAGGAGGAGCCCGAUCGUUUGACCCUUCUUCUGCCGCAAAGCAAAUUCGAUUGCGUGAACAAGCAGACCGGAUAUUACGCCGACGAGGAUCUCAACUGUGAAGUCUUCCAUUACUGUCAGGAUAACGCGAAACAUUCAUGGAUCUGCCCUGAAGGGUUCACCUUCCAUCAGGUUCACUUAAUCUGCAUGCCUCCCAGCGGCGACAUCAACUGCAAGAAGAGUUCGCAGUAUCACUUCGUCAACGAGUACCUCUACAAACCAUUGAACUUGGCUGAAGCUGAGAAUAAGCCUAAUGUGACCUUGAGAUACAGCGAACGAUACUUCCCUGCAGAUAUUCAUCCCGACGAACGCGAUUCUGAUGAAUACGCUUCUGCGCCAGUUCGUCGUCCUGCGCCAGUAGUGUACUCUAGUCCUCAGCCAGCACUGAACAGCAUUCCUCCUUCAGCUCGUCCACAACCAACGGGUCUUCCGCAAUUCCGUUUACCGAUCAAUCAAGUUUUCCGUAGCCCUGAAGAAGUGAACAUACCUCUUCAACACAGACGCCCGCAACCUCAACAGCAUCAGGCUGUGAGAAGAUUCCCUCAAGUACGACCUGAUGAUGAGGAAUACGAGUGAAUUUGAUGCAUCGUUCAACAAUUAUUAUUAUCAUUCAUCGUCACCGUCAUCGUCGCGCUUCAAUCGUUAAUUAUGUCAUCGUAUACAUUCCGUGUUGAAAUUGCAAAUAAACGAUAAACAUAAUAGCUAUGUUUAUUGGAACGAAUUAUAAUUAUAUAAUUCUGUAGAUUAAUUAUAUUAUGUAAAUUAUUAUUCUCGUUCUCAUUUCU
Molecule: messenger RNA, 2515 nt
Organism: Megachile rotundata (alfalfa leafcutting bee)
Lineage: Eukaryota; Metazoa; Arthropoda; Insecta; Hymenoptera; Megachilidae
Cellular component (GO): extracellular region
Molecular function (GO): chitin binding
Source: RefSeq, a predicted model, not a curated record